This is a messenger RNA of Penicillium concentricum, 1089 nucleotides long. Its product is annotated as MBL fold metallo-hydrolase. The record is from RefSeq and is a predicted model, not a curated record. NCBI's taxonomy places the organism in Eukaryota, Fungi, Ascomycota, Eurotiomycetes, Eurotiales, Aspergillaceae. Bases 1 to 1089 code for a protein of 362 amino acids. The transcript is spliced from 3 exons.
AUGUCGCUCUCAAACUUCAUCGUGCCACCAGGCAACCAGACCGUCCAGGUUCGAAUCGUCGAUUCUACUACUAGGAUUGGCAACCUCGGACUGGAGUUUCUCAUGGAACCUCCAAUGGAGGGGAUGAGUUAUAUGCCUGUGCUUCCGUCAUGGUCAUUCCUGAUCGAGCAUCCUUCAAAUGAAAAGAUUUUAUUUGAUCUUGGAGUUCCGAAAGAUUGGCACUCGUAUGCGCCGAUAGUCUCUCAACGUCUUGAAGAGCGAGGAUGGGAAAUCGAUGUCAAGGAAGAGGUGAUUGACACUCUUGACAAGAAUGGCGUCACGGCGGAUGAAAUUUCCGCUAUUAUCUGGAGCCACUGGCACUGGGAUCAUCUUGGUGACCCAUCGCGGUAUCCUUCUUCCACUGAACUCAUUGUUGGCCCUGGGUUCAAGGCUGAGUUCUUCCCUGGUUAUCCAGCGAAGCAAGAUGCUCCUGUGCGCGAAAGUGAUUUUGCUGGACGGAAUGUUCGGGAACUAGACUUCUCAAACUCUGUCCAAGUUGGCGACUUCCAAGCUAUUGAUUAUUUCGGUGAUGGUUCAUUCUAUAUCAUAGACAGUCCUGGUCAUGCAGUCGGCCACCUUGGUGCAUUGGCACGUACCACGACUAACCCCGACACAUUCAUUUUCAUGGGAGGUGACCUUUGCCACCACAGUGGGGAGAUUAGGCCAUCGAAGCACAUGCGAAUUCCUCAUGAUAUUCGACCCAGCAACAUGACUUCUCCCAUCUCAUUUGCAUGUCCCGGAGACUCGGCAUACGAGCAGUUGCUAAUUCAACGGACUGGAUCGCUGGAUAAGCCAUUCUUCCGACCAGGCAUGGGGCUAGAUAUUAAACAGGCCAUUAAUACAAUCGAGAAAGCGCAGGUGGCCGACGCUGACAGCAAUAUCUGGUUUAUAUAUGCUCACGAUCCUAGCCUGUUGAAGUGUGUGGAUCUGUUUCCCUUGCCGGCCAAUGCUUGGAAGGAGAAGAAUUGGCGGGAGAAAACACUGUGGACUUUCCUUGGAGACUUCGACGUGGCAGUUAAGCAGAUUAUUGAUCAUCCUCAUAGUGCUUGA